AUGGAGAAAACAGACAUCCAACCUGAAAAGACAGAGGUCAACCUCAAUCAUGUCGAGAAUGAGGAAAUGGCAGUCGACAUUGCCGACCAAAAGUCGGCCUACGGAGAAAAGACGUUCACGGGAGAGGAAGAAGGAGGAGGAAAAAUCAAAAAGUCGGCCCUCGAAAGGAGACUGGUGCGGAAACUAGACCUCAUCAUCGUCCCCAUUGCCGGACUGAUGUACUUUACGGCAUACAUGGACCGAAACAGUAUUGGUCUUGCCAAUGUUCAAGGCUUCUCAAAGGAUCUCCACCUGACGGCGAAUCAGUACUACAACUGCUUGAUGAUGUUUUUCGUCGGAUACACCCUCUUCGCAUGGCCAGGAAACAUUGGCCUCAAAUAUGUUCGACCCAGCUGGAUGUUUGGGUGCUGCUCCCUGCUCUUUGGUGGUUUCCUGGUUGCAAUGGCCGGAUCUCACAACUACGCGACGCCCCUCGCAUUGAGGAUCUUGAUCGGAUCUGCACAGGCAUUCAUGCAAGGUGUUGGGCUGUACGUUACCCAGUGGUACAAGAGAGAUGAAAUCGCCACGAGAUCAGCCAUCUACUAUGGUUGUGCCACACUUUCAGGCUCAUUCAGUGGUCUCAUCGCGUACGGUAUCCAGAAGAAUUUGACCCUAGAAGCCACGGGCAAGGAAUCCUGGAGAUGGCUUUUCAUCAUCGAGGGUACUUUGGCAAUGUUUGUCGGUGCCCUUGCGCUCUUGUUGCUGCCAAAUUUCCCCGAACAACAGAGAGGGAAGAAGCAUUGGUUGUAUCGUCAGGACGAAAUCGAAGUGGCCAUCAACCGUCUCAGAUCUUACAACACGGUCGGAGCAAAGGUCGACCUCAAGCAAAUGUGGGCAGCAGCAAAAGACCCCAAGUGCUGGCUCUUUGCCAGCGCGAACUCUGGUGUUGCUCUUGGAAUUGCAUCUGUCGGCUUGUUCCUGCCCACUUUUGUCAAGGAAUUUGGUUAUUCGACAGAAAGAACACUCCUGUUCACCAUCAUUCCCUACGCGUGUGCGCUGGUGGUGACCCUGACCGUGUGCUACAUCGCCGACCGGCGCAACAGCAAGGGUCCCUACCUGAUCUUCACCCUCAGCGCCGCCAGCGUCGGCUACAUCAUCCUGAUGAGCGUGACCAACGACAGCGCGCGCAUGUUCGCCGCGUGCCUCAUCACCGCCUUCUUCUACCCGUCCGUCAUACUGCUCCUCUCCUGGCUGGGCGUCAACAUCGCCGGCUUCACCAAGCGCGGUACCACCUGGGGCGGCGCCGAGAUCUUUGGCCAGUGCUUCUCCAUCCUGGGCACGCACAUCUACGACCAGCCGCCCAGGUUUAUCAAGGGCCACGCCAUCCUGCUCGGCUUCCAGGUCUACAGCAUCUUCUGCGCCGCCAUGCUGAUGUGGAUCAUGUCCCGGGAGAACAAGAGGAGGGACGCUGUCGAGAGGGAAUAUCGGGAGCGCGGGGAGGUGCACCCACAUGCGUCCAAGUCUCUGGAGGAGUUGCAGGACCUCCAUAUUUCUUUCCGAUAUGUCAUAUAAAGGAAUGUCAAUCGAGGACGGAAGCUUUUGUGUUUAGUACUUGCGCACUCGGUGCUGCUGGCAUCUGGAACACGGAUGAAGAGCCUCAAGUGCCAAAAAGGGGCAGUAAGCAGUAUUAGCACAGCAUGAUACGCAUAUGAUAUAGCACAUAUCUG
Messenger RNA from Exophiala oligosperma, 1706 nucleotides. RefSeq lists its product as uncharacterized. Gene Ontology annotation, cellular component: membrane. Gene Ontology annotation, biological process: transmembrane transport. Bases 1 to 1551 code for a protein of 516 amino acids. NCBI's taxonomy places the organism in Eukaryota, Fungi, Ascomycota, Eurotiomycetes, Chaetothyriales, Herpotrichiellaceae. The transcript is spliced from 6 exons. Gene Ontology annotation, molecular function: transmembrane transporter activity. The record is from RefSeq and is a predicted model, not a curated record.